AUGUCUUCCUCCUCAUCAAGCCACGAGGACGAGCGGCGUGCUGAAGAAUUUUUCAAUCUUGUGCAAGAAUUUAACCAAAUUGUUCAAGAUAUGGGUGAUCCAGAUGAGCAACCUCGUCAUCGGCGACGAAGCGUGGCAAAGAAGGCCUACAUUCGUCGGGACCGUGAAGCCGGCGCUCUACGUUUGCACGCGGAUUACUUUGAUGAAAAUCCGGUCUACCCCGACAACAUUUUCCGCCGCCGAUUUCAGAUGCGUCGUGCGUUGUUUUUGCGUAUCGUUAAUGCCGUCGCAUCUGAUCCAUACUUCCAACAACGCACGGAUGCACUUGGGAGGCCCGGCUUCACGCCAUUGCAAAAAUGCACUGUCGCUAUUCAUUCAGUCGAGCCAUUAUUCAACCAUCAGGGGGAACCGACCAUCAUCCUCGAAGCCGUCGCAUCGCAAGAUCUAUGGAUCUGGCAUGCUUUUUUUGGGACUCCUGGUUCGAACAACGACAUCAACGUGCUCAACAACUCGACGUUGUUCAACGAUCGGCUGCAAGGAAUAGGCGUGCCGGUCACAUAUCAAGUCAACAACGCCUACUACACAAGUGGGUACUACUUGACUGACGGCAUCUAUCCCAAUUGGCCUGUAUUCGUGAAGAGUCCUACACAUCAUACGGAUCCGAAGGGGAAGAGGUUCAAAGUGAUGCAGGAAGCGGCUCGCAAGGAUAUUGAACGAGCCUUCGGCGUCCUUCAAGCUUGUUGGGCAAUCGUCAAAGGCCCAUCGCGUAUUUGGAGCAAGGAGGCGAUGAGCGACAUCAUGUUCACGUGCAUCAUUUUGCACAACAUGAUCAUCGAAGAUGAAGGCGAGCACGCAACACAGUGGGAAGAAGACGCCGACGAAGCUUCAAGUAGCGCCGCAUCUCAACCUCGUGCCGGUGCUCCGCCGAAUUUUCGUGCAUUUGUUGCACGAUAA
Salvia miltiorrhiza (redroot sage) is the source of this 954-nucleotide messenger RNA. RefSeq lists its product as uncharacterized. The coding region runs from base 1 to 954 and encodes 317 amino acids. The transcript is spliced from 2 exons. Lineage: Eukaryota; Viridiplantae; Streptophyta; Magnoliopsida; Lamiales; Lamiaceae. The record is from RefSeq and is a predicted model, not a curated record.